AUGUCGAGCUCUCAGGACAAGCUUGAUAAGAUGCAGCUCCGGCAGAGUUACCGGAAUGUAUGGCAUUCUGAUCUCAUGAGCACUGUCUCAGCCGAUACUCCUUUGGACCUUGUGUUUCAUACUUACUCCGAAAGAGAGCACUUUACAAUGACAUGUCAAGGUAUACUUGUUGUGGGGGAUAUAUGCCUUGUAGUGGUAGGUGUGGAGAAAGCAAAUGCCCUCAAUUCUGUCUUGCCACUGAGGGUCUGCGCGUGUAUGCAGACACAACAUAAGAUCGAGAUGGACAAAAGAGAUGGUGUGAUUGGUUCACAACCAAUGUCAGUGCCACCGGCUCAGCAAAUGUCUCGCAUUGAUCAACCGGUUCCUCCCUUUGCCGGUUACCCUCCAGCCAAUGGCUAUCCUCAGCCUUACUAUCCACAUCCUGGCCAUGGUUACCCUCCUGCUCCAGGCUAUCCACCUACCGCUCAUGGUUACCCUCCAGCUCCAGGCUAUCCGCCAACCGGACAUGGUUACCCUCCUGCACCAGGCUAUCCACCAACCGGACAUGGUUACCCUCCUGCACCGGGCUAUCCGCCUACCGGCCAUCCCUCAAAACAAGAACCUUAA
Messenger RNA from Microthlaspi erraticum, 606 nucleotides. Lineage: Eukaryota; Viridiplantae; Streptophyta; Magnoliopsida; Brassicales; Brassicaceae. The record is from the annotation of a GenBank genome assembly.